AUGAUCGCCAACUUGCCGCUGCUUUUUGCGAACGGUAACCCAACAGAUCUCUCUAAAAUCACAUCUGCUGAUUUAGAGAAGUUCAUAACAUUUAUGGUAACAUGUUCUUGGGGUCAUGAUACUGCGAAAGAUAUCCGGCAGCCGCCUUGGUGGCCGAGAAACGUUGCUUUCUCGCACCCCUUCGUAAAACCUUGGAAAGUGCCGCAUGACUGGCUGUCGCGAUUAAAAAAUUUAGUGAAAAGAUGUUAUGAGUAUCACGACAGUUCGUUUUUGUUAGGGUUCUCUGCUCAUUUGGCACGAUAUCCUCGAAACAUUCUCACCUAUGUCGACAACAACGACCAUACGACAUCGCUUUACCAUGCACCGUCUGGCCGUCUACUGGUGACAUUUCGUAAUGAGAAUGUAUUGUAUGAUAAACCAGCUGAGAUUUAUUUAUGUGAUACUUGUGAUAGUCACUUUGACAAUAUAGAGGUUCUGAAAGCCCAUGAGAGACUUUGUAACAACAAGAACUUCCAAUCAGGUUCUUGUACAGGGACCUUAGAAGAGUUUCUCUCAGCAUUAAAACUUAAGCCUGCACAAGAAGACACUCAAAAUAAUGAUAAAACCCCUGAAAACUGUUUGCUUGGUACUAAGCCAAGACACUCCCGCAGUACUGCAAAUGUUGAGAGGGGUCAUCCAUAUCCUUUUUCAUCAUUAGCAUAUAUGAAAAAUGCAAAAAUUAAUGUAAAUAGGGAUACCAGUUAUUCUCGAGAAAGAACAGAAAGGUAUUGCUGUACAUCAACAAUUAGUAAAAAUGUAGCUAGUAAAGGAAGAAAUCAAACAUUUCCAGUUAGAUACAAAAGACCAAUAGAUUAUUGGCAUCGAAAACAUGUGUUCCCAAAUCAGCGGUAUAAGAAAAUACUUGAUUUAAAAGGGCAGUUGUUGGUUUUAACCUGUAGACCCAUUACUGUAAAUAUAGAAAGAAUGGGUCUGGAAAAGAUUCAGGAGUACAUAGAUAAUCUCAAACAAGAAGCACUGAACAGGCAGUGUGAAGACAAAGAUGUUGUGUUUGUAGAGCCUGUAGUGGAACCUAUGCAUGUGGAUGUUAAAGGUAGUGAUCCUUUAAAUAAAACAGGCAAUGAGUGUGAAGUUAUUGAUCUAUGUUCAGAUGAUGAAGAAUCUAGUGUAAAUGAGAACUGUGACCCCCGUGCGGGAACCACUUGUGUUAUUCGAGGUGGGGCUGUCCUAAGACGUACAGCUGCCACACCUAAUGCUAUUCCCGCUGAGCCCUGUGGUGCUCGAGAGAAACCUAUCUCCUCUCUCAUUUUACAACCCCACCCCGUCAUUCUUAUUACACAUUCUUUGAACAAUUUACAGACUAUAGCUAUAGAUUAA
Molecule: messenger RNA, 1374 nt
Organism: Pieris macdunnoughi
Lineage: Eukaryota; Metazoa; Arthropoda; Insecta; Lepidoptera; Pieridae
Source: the annotation of a GenBank genome assembly